Molecule: messenger RNA, 1278 nt
Organism: Impatiens glandulifera
Lineage: Eukaryota; Viridiplantae; Streptophyta; Magnoliopsida; Ericales; Balsaminaceae
Exons: 5
Coding region: 1-1278 (425 amino acids)
Molecular function (GO): DNA binding; protein dimerization activity
Source: RefSeq, a predicted model, not a curated record
AUGUCAUUAUCGGGUUAUGUUGCUCAUAAGUUAAGUAAGAAUAAACCGGGAAAUAGAUCUGAUAUUGGUUGGGAGUAUGGAAUUGAUGUUAAUAGCAAUUCUAAGAAAGUUAAAUGCAAAUUUUGCUCUAAAAUAUUCUCGGGUGGAAUAUAUCGUUUCAAACAUCAUUUAGCUUGUACACACAAAGAUGCUGAGUCUUGUAUUAGUGUUCCUGAUGAUGUGAAAUUAAAGAUAGCGGAUAAGAUAUUUCAAAUGUUAGAUGCAAUUGUAGAAGAAGUUGGAGAAGAGAAUGUUGUUCAAAUAGUUAGUGACAAUGCUGCUAAUUACAAAUUAGCUGGUGAAUUGUUGAUGGAAAAAAGAAAAAGGUUAUAUUGGACUCCUUGUGCUGCCCAUUGUAUUGAUCUCAUGUUAGAAGAUUUUGAGAAAAAAAUACAUGUUCAUACCUUGACAAUUCAGAGUGCCAAAAGCAUAACAAGUUCAAGAAAUUGGAAAUCAAGUUCAUUCUCGAGUACGGUUGAUGGAAAGAAAAUUGAGGCAAUGGUUAUUGGUAGUCGAUUAUGGUCAAAUAUAAUUACAUGUCUCAAAGCUGCGAGACCUCUAAUUAAAGUACUUAGAAUGGUGGAUUCAGAUGUUAAGCCUGCCAUGGGUUUUAUUUAUGAUCAAAUGGAUGAAGUUAAGGAAAAGAUUAGAGUCAACUUCAACAAUAUAAAGAGAAAUUAUGAACUUAUUUGGAAGAUCAUUGAUGAACGAUGGGCAAUUCAACUCCACAAACCCUUACAUGCUGCUGGUUAUUAUCUAAAUCCUCAAUAUCAUUAUAGUUGUGAUUUUAAAUCUAAUUUUCAGAUUAAAAAGGGUUUAUAUAGUUGUAUUGAAAGGAUGAUAACAGAUGAAAAUAUGAUAAAUAAGAUAGAUAGCCAGCUUGAAUCAUUUAAAAAUGCAAGAGGAUUAUUUGGUUCUAAAUUUGCAAAAAUGGCAAUAAGCACAAAGUCUCCAGCUGAAUGGUGGGAUUCUUAUGGUGAUGAAUGUCCAGAGCUACAAAUGUUUGCUAUUAGAAUACUUAGUCUUACUUGCAGUUCAUCUGGAUGUGAACGGAAUUGGAGUGCAUUUGAAAUGGUGCAUACAAAGCGUAGAAAUUGUCUACAUCAACAAAAACUGAAUGACUUGGUAUUUGUCAUGUACAACAUGAAGUUAAAUGACACGCAAGUAUUAAGAAAAUACGUUGAAGAUGUUUCUUCUGAUGAUGAGUGGAUAACUGAAGAAAAUGAUGCGUAUAAUUAA